UGGGGGGCAGCCUCAGUGGAUUGUGGGUAAAGAGGAAGUACAGAAGAGAGUGUUCCACAUGGAACCUCCACAAGAUGGUGGGCUUGCUGAUGGAGCUGGACGCCAUGAAGGUCCACUAUGAGAAGAUGGUGUCUGAUCUCCUGCAGUGGAUCCAGAUGAUGGUGCUGCGCCUAAACAACAGAACCUUUCCAAACUCAGUGAGGGAGCUGCAGGUGCUCAUGGCAGCAUUCAAGACCUACAGGAUGCUGGAGAAACCUCCUAAGUAUCAGGAACGUGGGGCCAUCGAAGCCCACUUGUUCAGUCUGAAGACUCAACUGGCCGCCAACAACCAAAGAGCCUACACGCCCCCAGAAGGUAAAACCCUCAGUGACAUUGAGAGAGCUUGGAGUCUUUUGGAGAAAGCAGAACAUGAGCGAGAACAAGCCCUGCAGGAGGCCCUCCUACGUCUGGAGAACCUGGAGCAACUUGCCCAAAAGUUCGAGAGAAAGGCCGCUCUGAGGGAAGGCUAUCUGGAGGACACGUUGCGCCUGAUCCGCAGGCAGGACUUCAGAGGUCUGAGCACGUUGGAGGAGGCCCAGGCGGCCAGGAGGCGUCUGGAGGCGCUCGCCACCGAUGCUCAGGCCAGAGAGCCUCGUUUCUCCGCUCUACGAAACAUGGCGGACACCAUCAGGAGGGAAAAUUACCACAGCAAGGAACGCAUCAUCAGGAGGGAGGAGAACAUCAGUGGACGAUGGAAGGAGCUGCUGCAGCAGCUGCAGGAGCAGAGGGGGCUGCUGGGAAAUGUAGUGUCCACUCUCAGCAUCCUGAGAGACAUCCACAUCGUCUCCCAAGAGCUGAAAGAUCUACACACCCAGGCCACCUCCUCCGAGCUGGGUAGGCAGCUGACCGAGGUGGAGGCGCUCCUCCAGCAGCACGACCUCCUGCAAGCUCAAAUCUCCGCACACGGCGACACGAUCGGCGUCAUCAGCAGCGCUGCCCUCAAAGGAAAGUCCAGAGAUGACCAGCAGAUCCAGAGCAGAGUGAGAGCUCUGGACACGCAAUAUAAAUCUUUGAUCUCACACAGCAGCAGCAGGAGAAUCCAGCUGGAGUCUCAGCUCAGACUCUUUGAGUUCUUCCAUGACUGCGAGGAGAUGGAGGCGUGGCUUUACGAGCGCUGGCUGCAGCUGCAGGCGGCGUCGCUGGGCCGAGACCUGAACCACGUGCAGUUGGCCCAACACAAGCACAAGGCGCUGGAGGUGGAUCUCCAAGCCCAGGAGUCCGUGUAUCAAGGUCUUCUGAGUCGAGGUCCUGAUCUGACCAACAAGCAGAAUUCAUCAAACCAGCGGACCAUCCAAAAGUGGGUGAGAACCUUGAAGAAACUCUGGACUCACCUGAGUGCCGAGACCAUCGCACGCCACCAGAGACUACAAGCGGCCGCCGCCAUUAAACAGUACUUCGCAGACGUGGAAGAGGCGAACUCCUGGCUGAGUGACAAGAAGCCGCUUUUGACCAGUGAGGACCACGGAAAGGAUGAGUCCAGCUCGGCGGCGUUGCUACAGCGCCACCUACGCUUGGACAAAGAAAUGGCGUCCUACGGCGUGGAAAUGAAGCGACUGUCAGAGCACGCGAGGAACGCAGCACAGCUGACGGCGUUCACGGCAGAACCUCAGACGGGUCACAUGAUCCAAUACAGCGAUUCAUCUGAUGAUGAAGAUGGUCCAAAUGUCAUCAAAAGUGGUUCUGUUAGCGAGGGAAUCAAGGCCAAGGUCCGCUUCAGAUACAGUCGAGGUGAGUUUCCAUUGGAUCGCAAUGAGACAGUGACCAUCAUCAGAACCGACCCGGAUGACGACAGAGUCUGGGUCAGAGAUGCUCGAGGACACCAGCAGCCGGUCCCCAAGACCUACCUGACUAUGCUGCCAGUACUGGCUCCUCCCACCUCGCCAGCCCCCGCCAAAGGCAUCACAGACAACCAGAGCAGGAAUCUGAGCCGUCCAAGGCGAAGCCGCUCCAUGCGCCGCGGCACAUCUGAGAUCCAAACAACAUGGCUGCCGGACCCUCAGUACCAGAAAGACACUGUGGAGCAGACGCAGGCCCGGCUGGACCAGGACUACAAGACUCUGUGCCAUCUGGUCCAGUCCAAGUUGAAGGUUCUGGAGGAGGCGUUGCUCCUGCAUCGCUUCUACAACAGCUGCCAGGAGUUUGAGUCCUGGAUGGAGGACAAGGAGAACGUGCUCAACACCUUCCACACGCACGCUGCCCACAUGGACGUUCUGCAGGCCAAAUACGAGAACUUUGUGACGGAGCUGAUGAGUGGGCGUGGCCAGCUGGAUGAAAUCAACAAAAUGUCGCAGCAGUUGGUCAAGAGCCGACAUAGCAAACACAGAGAAGUCCAAGUCCGCCAGGCCAGCAUUUCCAGCAGGUGGGAUCGGAUCCAGCGUCGGAAGGACGAGAAGGCGCGUGAGUUGCUGAGCACAGCCGACGUGCACUCCUUCCUCCAGAGCUGCCAGGAGGCCAGGAUGCAGCUGCAGGCCCAGCUGGAGCAGCUGGACGGCGCCAACGUACAUGUGGGCGGCGGCUUGUUCAUGCUGAGGGCCGACCAGCAGAACCAGGCCGAUGUGGUCCGAGACAUCAAGACGCUGGAGGGCAAGAUUGCGUACCUGAAGGGCGUGGCCAAGAUGAAGCAGGACUGCAGUCCAGCGGAGAGCGCGGCCAUCAUGGAGGAGGUGCGAGGUCUGGAGACGCUCCUCAAGCAGUUGAAGAGUCAGGCUGCCAACCGCCAGCGCCUCCUGGAGGAGGCCUUGAGGCUGCACCGCUUCCAGCAGGAGGCCAAGGAGUUGCGGCGCUGGACCAUCGCCAUCCAGGACCGCCUCCUGCAGGAGGAGGUGGUGACUGACGUGGCCUCGGCCAUCGCCCUGCUGGAGGAGCACCAGGAGCUCCUGCUGGAGAUGGAGGAGCAGAAGAGGAGACUGAAGGAGACGGAGACGUUAGGCGAGUCUCUCCAGCGGUCGUCAGACAGAACAUCUACCGUGGUCAACAUCCGACAAGUCAUUGAGGAGCUGAAAGCUGAUUGGUCCAAGUUGGAGCACCUAUGCAUGAACAGGAAGCAGCGCUUGGACCAGCAGAUGGACUUGCAGAGACUGAACCAGGAGGGAGACCGGAUCGAGACCGCUCUGUCUGGACACGAAACCCGACUCAGGGUGAAAGACGUCGGGGAUUCCGUGGAUGCAGUGGACAGUCUGCUGGCUCGGCAGGAAGAGCUGGAGGUUCUCCUGAAGGCUCUGGACCAACGUGUGGAUCAUUUCUCCAAGCGCAGCGAGGAGCUCGUCGGCCAGCAACAUUAUGCCACUAAACACAUCCAGCAGAGGAGCAGAAACAUCCAGAAGAUCAACAAGGACUUGAAGGAGAGCAGCAGCGAGAGGCGACGUCUGCUGCUGGCCUCCAAGAAAUAUCAGGAGUUCCACAGGGAUGCAGACGAGUUGUUGUUGUGGAUGGAGGAGAAGUUCAAGGUGGCAGAAGAUGAGUCGUACCGCGAGCCCACCAACAUCCUGUACAAACUGAAGAGACAUGAGGCAGCCGAGCGUGAGAUGCAGGCCCACCAGGUGUGGCUGGAGAGAGUGGUCCAGCUGGGGCGUGAGGACCACGACAACAACGUGAGUAUCAGCAGGAAGUCCUCUCAACUCAGCAGCCGUUGGAAGCGUCUCCAGGAUAAGAUGGCCGACCGCGGCGACAAGCUGAGGCAGGCGGGGCAACAGGAGCAGCUGAUGGAGCUUCUGAAGGACGCCAAGGUGAAGAUCGAGUCUAUUCAGUGGAUGCUCAACAACGGUGCCAAAGGUCACGACCUCCGUUCCAGCCGCCAGCUACUCAAGGAGCAUCAGCAGCUCGAGCAGGACGCCAAGCAGCUGGCGGAGAAGAUCAACGCCAUUGUGGGCAGGGCCAAACAUCUGGCAUCCAACCACUUUGACUCAUACCGCAUCCUGCAGGAGACCGACGCCUACCUGAGCCUGUUCAAGUCCCUUCAGAAGCCUCUGGACCGGCGCCGGGCUCAGCUGGAGGCUUUGGUACUUCUCUUUGAGUUUUAUCAUGACGUGGAUCUGGAGCUCAACUGGAUCUCUGAACAUGUGCCCGCCGGCGGCUCUACGGGAUACGAUAAGUCUUUGGCGGGCGCCGUCAGCCUCAUGCACAAACACAAGGAGUUGCAGGCUGAGGUGAACGCCCACUCGAAGCACCUCAACCAUGUCCUAAAGAAGGGGCGGGGCCUGGCCAAGUCUAGCCAAUCACAUGCUGAGGAAGUCCUUAAAAGGUGCAGAGGCCUGAGCGAAGAGUGGGCGGAGCUUGAGGAAGCGUGCAGCAGAAGAGCAGCCCACCUGAGCAAAGCCAUCACCAGAGAGCAGCUGCUGUUGGACUGUUCUGAGCUGGAGGCCCGUCUCAUGGAGGCUUUGGACCUGGUCAGCUUGGAGGACUUUGGCAAAGACCAGCUGGCCACGCAGAGUUUCAUCAGCAAGCAGCAGGUUCUGCAGGCCCAGCUGGAGGUUCUACAGGUAGAAGUGGACCAAUUAGAAGACCAGGUUGACCAGGCGGUUCAGAACUGGAAUCUGGAGGAGUUGAGCAGACCUUUGAGUCGCCUGUGUAGUGUCAACCAGCAGCUGCAGCAUCAGGCCAAGCUCAGAGGUCAAAGGUUAAGAGAAGUUCUGCACCUGCACGAGUUCAGACGGGAGGCGUCUGAGUUGGAGGAGUGGCUGCACCAGCAGAGGCAGACGGCGGAGUCUCAGGACGUGGGCAGCGACUACCAGCACGUUCAGCUGCUCUGCAGAAGAUUCCAAGCGUUCCUCAAACAGCUUGAGGUGGCCGAGGAGCGACUGCACGCGUGCAGCGACCUCGCCACUCGACUCAUCGCCAGCAAACACCCGCAGAGCGCCGCUGUGAAGGAGGCAUUGCAGGAGCUCAGUGCAUGCUGGGAGGACCUGAGGGGCGUGGCCAAGGAGCGUCAGAGCCAGCUGCAGAAAGCGGAGGAAUGUCAUCACUUGUACCAAGACCUGAGUGACGCUUUGACGCUCAUCCAGGAACGGAAAAAGAGCAUCCCAGAUGACAUGGCGAAGGACUGGCGAGGAGCGAUGUUGCAGCUCAGGAAACACGAGGCUCUCCUCCAUGAAUUAGCCACCACUGAGCAACAGCUUCAGGAGCAGCUGGACGCUGUGGACAGCAUCCUGGACCUCUGCUCACCGCAGCUGAAGCUGCGCUUACAGGAAGUGCAACACCAAGUGGUUGAGCAGUGGGAGGAGCUACGUUUCCACACCGAACAGAGGGAGGUGGAGCUAAAGCUAGCAUGUCAGAGAUACUUGUUUCUCAACACGACGCAGGACUAUCUGCUGUGGAGCAGUCAGGUGAUCGUGUCCAUGGCCGCUGAAGAGAGCAUCAGCGACGUGGUGAUGGCGGACCUCCAGCUAUCUCAGCACCAGCAGCUGUGGGCAGAGAUGGAAGCUCGGCAGGAGGUGUACCAGCAGGCCAUGGACAUGGGGGAGGAGAUACAGCAGCAGGACAGAAGCAACAGGAAGGAGGUCCUGGAGAAGAUGGACGCCUUACAGGCCGAACGAGAGAAGCUGGAGGAGCAGUGGAACCAAAAACAAGCUUGGUUGGAGAACGUCCACUUGGAGCAGAUCUUCUACAGAGAUGUCAGCAGCAUGGACAAGACGUGCGGCUCACAGGAGGUCCUGCUGAAGAAUAGCACUCUGGGUGACACGGUGGACGAGACAGAAGGUCUGAUGAAACAUCAUGAAGCUUUUGAGAAGCUGCUCACUUCGCAGGAGGACAAGCUGGCGUCGCUGAAGGACCUGGCUGGUCGACUGAAGAAGCUCAGCAGAGAGAAAAGUGGUCGUGUCCAAAGCAGACUGAAAGCCCUCCUCCAGCGACGUGAAAGGAUCAAAGAGCUGUCCGUCCAACGGAGGGAGGAGCUUCAUCUGUCCUGGCUGCUCUGCAUCUUCAACAGAGAUGUUGCUGAGGCGGAGGCGUGGGUGAGCGAGCGCAUGCUCAAACUGUCCGACGACGGAAAAGCCGACCUCAGCAAGCUGCAGAUCAAGAUGAAGCUCCUGCAGAAGCAUCAGGUGUUCGAAGCCGAGAUCCUGGCGCACGGUGAGGUCAUCAGCGGGAUACGGCAGGCUGGCGAAAAACUGGUCUCCCUUCGCCAUCCGAGGUCCAAGGAAGUCAGGAGGAGCACCCAAGCUCUGGAGCGCCACUGGGAGGAGCUGAAGACGGCCGUGGCCACGAGAGGGAAGCUUCUGGAAGACAGCAGAAAUUUCCUGGAGUUCCUGCAAAAGGUGGAAGAGGUGGAGGCCUGGAUCCGACAGAAGGAAGUGAUGGUCAACGUGGGAGAUGUUGGGAAGGACUACGAACAUGGACUUGAGCUUUUGAAGAAACUCGGCGAGUUCCGAGGAAAAGGAGGCGGGGGUGUGACAGUAGAUGAUGCCCACAUCACUGCCAUCGACCGGCUUGCGGCCCGACUGGAGAAGAGACAGAGCGCUACGGAGCUUCACACCGUCAGACAGAGGAGACACCAACUGAACGACAGGUGGACAAAGUUCCAUGUGGACCUCAACACAUACAAGAGGAAGCUGGAGGAGGCGCUGGUGGUCCAUGCGCUCAUCAGAGAGCUGGAGGAGGUCCGAGACCGAGCCAACGAGAAGAUGAUGCCUCUGCUCGACCAGGACUGUGGUGUGGACGUGGAGAGCGUGGAGAACCUGAUCAGGCGACACGAAGAGACGGAGAGAGAGACCAAGGUCAUCGAGGAGCGAUCAAAGGUUCUGGAUAAAGAUGUCCACCAUCACUUGAAGCUUCGGUCUGUGAUGAGCAAGAAGCUGGAGGACAAACAGGAGGAGCUUCAUAAGGCUCUAUCAGCGCUGAACAAGGAGUUGAACCACAGGAAGAAGAAGCUUCAGGAGGCUCAUCAGCUUCAGCUCUUUAAGGCGAACCAGCGCCUCCUGCUGGACUGGACCCUCAAACAAAGCAGUGAGCUUUCUGAGAAAGAUCUCCCCAAGACCAGAGCAGAGGCUGACCGCCUCAUUGUGGAGCACCAGGACCAGAAGACGGAGAUCGACACUCGGACCGAGCGUGUCAAAUCUGUCCGAGACUUUGGACUCAGUCUGAUCCAGUCUGGCCACAGCUGCAAGGCAGAGAUUCAGAAGGCUCUGAACCAGUUGGGAGAUGCCAAAGAUGGACUGGACCGAGCCUGGCGGGACCACAGCACAAGGCUGGAGCAGGCGCGCUCGCUGCAGGUCUUCCUCGCCUCUGUGGAGCAAUGUGAGAGUUGGAUCGGUAACAAGGAAGCUGUUCUGGCCAAUCAGGAUUUUGGGAACUCGGUGGCCGAGGUGGAGACCCUGCAGAGGAAGCAUGUUCAGUUUGAAGAGACCCUGGAUGCCCAGCUGGACCAGGUGGACCAAGUGGAGAAACUGGCACAGAAGAUGAUCCAGCAGAAACACUUUGAUUCUGACAACAUCAGAGCAAAGUCCGACGCCCUCGUUGCUAGGCGGAGUCAGCUGCAGCAGCAGACCAGCUCUCGUCACGAAGAUCUGCGACGGUCACUGCAGCUGCAGCACUUCCUGUCUAACAGCUACCAGGUGUGCGUGUGGUUGAACGAGCGUCAGGUUGUGGCAUCGGACGAGAGCUGGAGAGAAGCCAGCAACCUUCAGGCCAAAGUGUUGAAACAUCAAAGUUUGGAAGCUGAGAUCCUGGCUAACCGCUACCGGGUGGACGCUCUCGCCAAGGAAGCUGACAAGCUGCUAUCUGAUGGUGGAACCGUCGUGGCCAAGGUGCAACCUCGUCUCAAGGAGCUGACGGAGGGCUGGGCCGCUCUGAUGAGGAGCUGUGAGGAGAAGAAGAACCGUCUGCAGGAGGCCUAUCAGGCGCUGCAGUUCCAGCGCUCCCUGGAUGACAUGGAGGAGUGGGUGGAGUCAGUAGAAAGGGGUGUGGCCAGUGAUGACUGUGGGAAUGACCUGCCUUCAGUCAACACACUUUUGAAGACUCUACAGAGUCUGGAGGACGAGGUGGACGGACUGCGAGAUAGACUUCAGAGUUUGUUGGAGAUGGUGGAGAACUUCCACUCUGAGGGGAACUUCCGAGCAGAGGAGCUCCAUAACCGAGUGUCCAACAUCAUCCACAGGUACAACAGCCUGUCGCAGCCCCUGCAGAGUCGCAGGGACACCCUAGAAGCCUGGCAGGUCCUGUUCCAGUUCACCAGAGACCAGGAGGAGGAACUGGACUGGCUCAGACAACGACUGGCCUCCAUCUCAUCCACAGACUGCGGAGGCUCUCUGAGCAGCUCCCAGCAACUCCUUCACAAGCACCAGGUGGUGAUGCAAGAGCUUUCCAGCCGCGCCCCAUUGAUCCAAGCGGUUGUGGAGGCGGGGCACAGCUUGGUCAGAGGUCGUCACUUUGCCUCACAUGACAUUCAGGAGCAACUGGACGAGCUCAAUCGUGUCCACGAGGAGGUGAAGAUGGAGACGGAAAUGAAGGAGAGGCUCCUCCAAGGGGCGCUCAGCAUCCACGCCUUCCUUGCAGAGCUGUGCGAGCUGCAGCUGUGGCUGGAAGAGCAGCAGGAGAUGCUGGAGUCUAACGACUGUGGGCGGAGCCAGGAGGCCGCAGAGGCGCUGCUCAGGAGGCUGGACCCUGUGGACGUGGAGCUGGACAACCACAGGAGGACUUUGGACCGCCUGCAGGACAGAGGAGACUCCCUGCAACAGCUUGGACAUCCCAACAGUCACAUGGUCAGCGAGUCUCUGUCGUCUGUGUCUGACCUCUUCGACACAAUUGGACGACUUUGUGUGUCCCGGCGCGGCGCUCUGGAGGACCAGGUGCGUCUCUUCGUGUUUGACAGAGAGGCCAAAGAACUCCAAACAUGGCUGACCUCCAGGAAGGCGCUGGUGGACUUAGAGGACUGUGGACAAGACCUGGAGGACGUGGAGGUUCUUCAGAAGAAGCUGGAGGUUCUGGUGUCAGAAGUCCGUGGUCUAGGUCGCAGUCGCUUGACCUCGGUGCAGCAGCUCGGUCGAGGACUACAACAGGACACUCAGGCCCGCAGGAGGACUGAGACCCUUAGUCGGCUGUGGGACGACCUUGAUGAUGCCAUCAGAACCAGAGAGCAGAACUUACAGUCAGCCAGAGACAUUCACCAGUUUCAUCACGACGUGGAUGAGCUGAAGAGCUGGAUGGCCGAGAAGGAGGCCGUGCUGGACUCGGACGAGCAGGACCAGGACCUGCACGGCGUCCACACACGCCUGCAGCAACACGAGGCACUUGAGAGAGACCUGCUGCUGAUUUCCGCCGAGGUGACCCGGACCAGAGAGGAGAGCCGGACACUGAGCACUCGUCAUCCUCAGGCCCGAGUGGCCGUGACUCGCAGGCUUGAUGACCUGCAGUCCUACUGGACCUCCAUCCAGGACAAGGCCAGCCGGCGCCACGCUAUGCUGGGUCAGGUGGAGGAGGUCCAGAAGUACUUAUCCGUCUGGACCGAGCUCAUGACGUGGCUGCGGGAGAUGUUGGUGCUGGUGAAGGGGGAGGGACAGGCUGGGGAGGGAAGUGACCUGGAGGAGUUAAUUAAAAGACACGAGGAGUACAAGGUCCAGAUGGAGAGACUGGUCAUCAGGUGCCAGGAGGUGAAAAGUGAUGGUUGGCGUCUCCUGAAAGACAGAAGCUUCAUGUCCAAAGAGGUGGAAGGGCGUGUCCGUGAGCUGGAGGAGCUGGAGCAUCAUGUGGAGGAGACCUGGAAGGAGACCCGUCAGCUGUAUGAGGAGAUGCUGGAGGUGGAGCUUUUGCAGAAGGAGUUGCAGCAAGCUGAGCGUUGGCUCAGUUCCUACGAGGAGAUGCUGACGGAUCACCACUACGGGGAUUCACUGUCAGAUGUUGUGGAUCUCCUGAAGAGGCAGGAGGACAUGGAGGCCAUGAUCCAGGCCCAGAGUGAGCGCUUUGACGCCCUCAACAAGAAGACCACCCAGAGAGAGAGGAGGCUCGCUCUCCAAGGAAAGCAGGAGAAGGAGCCCCUCGAGAAAAGACCACCUACCAGAGUUUCAUCCCUCCGUAAGGCAUCAGAUCUUAAAAGUCCAUACAGCGACCCAAAGACCCGUGAAGAACGCUGGACCAGACACCUCCCAGAACGCUCCAGCAGCAGGAGAUCUCACACGGAGAUGGAGGAGGACUACUGCAGUUAUGUUGGAUCGCCAGGAAGAAGCAGAGCAGCAAACACGGCUGCCAAAACCUCCACCGUGUCACCUCCUGGACCGCUUGGCUCCAGCUCCCCUAAAGUCAAACCUCCUUUGCCUCCAAAGCCCACCUUGUCUCCUCCUCCAAACCAGCAGGUGGAGCCCCAUCCACCAAUCACAGACCAACACCUGGACCACACGCAAGCAACCAGCGUCCAACUUCCUGACCUGCUGGGUUCUGCCGCCAAGGUAGAUCCUGCAUCACGUAACCUUCCAUCAGCAGGGGCGGAGCUUCCUCAGUCAGAUGACGACCAAGAAGAAGAAAAAGAAGAAGAUCUAGAAGAAGAAAGGGAGUCCACGACUAAGGCAACACGCACACUGGAAGGAACGCUGGAGAUCAAGCUGAAGCGGGGAGGAAGCAAGGGUCAGGACCACUGGGAGGAGAUCUUUGCUGUCGUGGAGGGAAACACGCUGUGCUUGUUCAAGGAUGAAGCGGCAGCCGCUCAGGGAACCUCUAGGUGGCCUCCUGUUAGCUUGUUGGGGGCUGUGUGCAGGGAGGACCCUCACGUGAGGAUCAAGGAGAACACCUUCAAAGUCAUACUGGAUGAUGGCGCUCAGUAUUUGUUUGCGGCGUCCACACGUGAUCUUCAGCAGCUUUGGUUGAAGGUACUGCAGGGUCUCGCUGGUCCCGGCGGCGCUGACUCGGAUGAUUCGGGGCGUGCUGAACACGAGAUACAAUCAUCCACGGAGAGGCAGCCCCCACCCAAACCCCCCCACACGUUCUACAGCGAGCAUCGCUAUCCAGAGGGUGGGGAGGCCCUCAGUAAAGACACAACUCUCCGGCGCCGCGACCCGCCUCCUUCAGAGCCCCCUUCCCGUGACACCCACAACCCCCCCGCACCGCUACUGGUCCCGGACGACAAUGUGAGCAAAACCAGGAUGAGAGUCUUCCGCAAGUUCUUUGCCAAGAAGUAAACACAACAAGAAACAACAUGGCUGCCUUCAUGUUGGCACUCUGCUGGCAGCUUAGGAUAUCCCAGUCAAGCUGUCAAUCAUCUCACACACGCCAAUCAAACAAGUUAGCCAUCUCAUUAAAUUCACCGUUAAAGCUAAUCAGCUAAUCAGCAAUAACGUGAUUACAUCAUUGUCAUGACGUCAUGUCUCUGUCAGCCUUUGGAGACGUGAACAGCCAAAUGGCCUUCCAAUGAUAGGAGAUGAUUAUCGUUGUCAUUCACUUUUUCACCACAAGAUGUCACCAUUAGGCCGCUGCAGGACUAA
Doryrhamphus excisus (bluestripe pipefish) is the source of this 11441-nucleotide messenger RNA. NCBI's taxonomy places the organism in Eukaryota, Metazoa, Chordata, Actinopteri, Syngnathiformes, Syngnathidae. The record is from RefSeq and is a predicted model, not a curated record.